AUGAAUUGGACUGGUGGGCGCCUGUCCAGGCAUCACAAUGCAAAAGGCUCCUUGAGCGCUCGGCAGAAGCAGCACUUUGCCAAAGUACAGGCCAGUAUCCGCAGUGCAAAGAAGCCAAGUCCGCUUAAAGUGCCUAUCUUUGACAACGUCAUAGAGGACUAUCAUCAGUCUUCCAGCAGCCAUCGUUCAGAUCAUCAUGAAGAGAGCCAGACUGCCAGACCACGUCGAAAUACCCCCUACAAUAGCGAUGGCCCCUUCAAUGGCGGUCUACAGUGUCUCUCACAGUCGAAUAAGUCUCAAAACAAGGCCCAGAAUGGUCGUUUGCUGCAGAAAGAGAGAGAGCCGAAUCCGGCCUCAGAUGACGACCUUUAUGGAGCGACCCCACAACCCUGGGAGACAAAGCGGAAACUCAACUCAUCGGUCGGUCAACUAGAGAAACAAAGUGUGGGAGACCCAGAGGAGGAGUCGGAUUUUGACAAGAGACGGAAAAUACUUCGGAGGGGAGACUGGGUUGGCAUCAGCAUCCAACGACCUCUACAGCUAACCUUUACUUCUCCGAAACAUGGCGAGCAGGUUGGCAGAAGGCGGAAGAUAGCCGAUGGCCACAGAGCGCGAUACAAUUCCAAGAUACAAUCCCUGAUACAAUCACCAUUCUCAGCACGAAUCCGGAGGCAUUCGCCUCACAGCUCCAAUGGACAAGACAAGGGGAGGACGUAUCAAGGAACGGCAGAUGUUAGGAUAUCUAUUGGCGGCAGAUUGGUUCCACCAGGCGUCAGUUCGGGUUCGGCUCCAAGUAGAGGGCGCCAACACUCUUCACGGAGCUACCUUUUCGAACAAUCACAGGGAUCCUCGUCGGAUGUAAUGCUGCUUGAUAACGAAGGACUUGGGGAGAGAAAGUUGGCAGGAGCUGGCGACGACGGAAUCUCUCCGGAAGAGCAGACGUUCGAAAUUUAUGAUGGCCGUUCUAGAAUACAGCAUGAAGAGCCGGAUCCGCCUGGGGGUUAUUUUUCCGGAAACUUUGAGGAUGUUGCCAAAUCAACCAGGGACAAGGUGUUUCACACAAAUCGUUUUAAAAAUAGGUUUGAGACAAUUAAAGACCCCGAAAACAGGCCUCACGACAUAAAUGGCCCUUUCUUCACGGAGUAUGACCAUGGACAAAGCUUCAAGCACCCCGAAACCAGGAGAGUCAACAAAGGGCAACCUAUUAUCGCUUCCUCUACGGCAUCUUUACACCAUCCCAAACCCCGAAGUUCAAGGACCUCUCGCCUGCUCCGCUCUGAUUCAUCUGAAAUAGCUGCCAGCAGUGUCGCUACAGUUGGGAAAAUAAAGCCCAUAGUCCCCAGCUCCCAAAUCUAUGACCACGAAAUCUGGGAGUCUUGGGUGGGACCACUGCUGGGCCAGAAAGCACAACGAGGGUCCGAUGAACUCCAGGAUCAAAUUGAUGACACCCAGAGAAUAUCGAUCAGUCCUGGAGUCAGUUAUGCUGCUGUUAUCCGCUACCCCAAGGACAGCACACCGUCGGACCAUACCACUGGUCACUUCAGCCUAGAGGAAAGUCGACCAUCCAAGGAUGACAGCUCCGAAUGUUCACUGAACCCAUCGUCUCAAGACCUGUCAAUCAGUAAUAUAGGCUUGAAUGACCAGGAAGUAUUUAGUCUCGGGGUAGAGUAUGAAGAUAAUCUCCCAGCGAAAUACUCCGAAACCCAGGUUGGUGACUUUCAGGGUGGUUUCGUGUUUAAAGACGUUGAUGCUGAGACUGAUCAACCGCCCAAAACAUCGAAAGAACCGGACCCGGAUGAAAUAUGGAAAAAGUUUGUUUUUGGCAGUGGCGAUGAUGAAUUUAAAGCUGAGCAGAGCCACGACUGGAAACGUAACUCAUCUUCCAACGUUGAAAGACGAUCGUCCCCUACUUCUUCGCUGCUGCUGGUGAGCUUAGAACCACGAUCGUUUGGCUCGCCUACUGCCUACAAUCCAACCGAUGAAUAUCCAUCAUCUCAUUCAGUAGCUAGUGGUAGCUCGAGUAACGUCGAGUUCACAUAUUCGAGGCCUCCUACCGAAUUCAGACCCAGCCGUCACUCCACACAGGACGAACACACCAGCAUGCAUUGUUCUAGAGACUCCUUACCUUCUUCGAUUUCAGAUCUAGCUGAAGCUUCGAUGGUAAUUGCUACAAAUUCGCAAGCAGGGUUUUCGAAAACUAGAGCUAGCACACCUUUGUCCCGGUCGCCAGAAAGGAUCAUGUUCACUAAACCGAAACCGUUCGUGGGAUUGAAGGCCAACAAGGGCGGAGAUAUGGAUGAAAGGAAAUUAUCUUAUCUUGGACUGGGCUUAUUACUGAAUGGCGAAAGGGAUAGCAGCUGGAGACGGAAGCGGGUGCGAGACAUGUAUGAUUCGGAUCAACUGGAGCCUAUCGAAGAUGACUGA
This is a messenger RNA of Amorphotheca resinae ATCC 22711, 2424 nucleotides long. RefSeq lists its product as hypothetical. The record is from RefSeq and is a predicted model, not a curated record. The transcript has a single exon. The coding region runs from base 1 to 2424 and encodes 807 amino acids. NCBI's taxonomy places the organism in Eukaryota, Fungi, Ascomycota, Leotiomycetes, Helotiales, Amorphothecaceae.